ACACUUUCCUCCUCCUCCUCCCUCUCAUCCUCUCCUCAACCCUAUCAAUGGCAGCCUACGACGUGACGCGCUUCGGUGCGAAACCCGACGGCCGAACUGACUCAGCCAAGGCGUUCUUGACAGCAUGGGCGAAAGCCUGCAGCUCAAGAAGCCCUUCCAUCAUUUACGUUCCGAAGGGGACUUUCUUAGUGAGCCAAGCUUCGUUCUUGGGUCCGUGCAAGAGUCCUGCUAUAAGGAUUUUGAUCAAAGGGACGAUCGUGGCCAAGUACGGCUAUGAUUCUUCACUGAAGUGGUUGUAUCUUAAGAACGUGGAUAAUGUGGGGAUCUUUGGAGGGACAAUCGACGGGAGGGGGAAGAGUUUGUGGGCUUGCAAGAUGGCUAGGAGGAGUUGCCCUAUUGGAGCCAUAUCAUUGACCAUAGCCAGUUCAAAGAACGUGGUGAUCAGCGGCCUAACGUCAGUCAACAGCAAACUAUUCCACAUAUCAAUCCAAUCAAGCAGUGAGAUCAGUAUCAGAAACAGUUGGCUUAUUGCACCAAAAGAGAGCCCAAAUACUGAUGGGUUCCACAUCCAAAGCUCCUCUGGUGUCUCAAUCACAGGAACAGUCAUAAAGACUGGUGAUGACUGUAUUGCAAUGAAGGCUGGAGUGAAAAAUGUGUGGAUUGAUCAUGUUUACUGUGGACCUGGACAUGGCAUUAGCAUUGGGAGCUUGGGAGACGUUAGAAAAGAGGAGGGUGUUCAGAACAUAACGGUGAAAUCCGUCGUGUUCAGUGGCACACAAAAUGGGCUCAGGAUCAAAACAUGGGGGAAGCCGAGUACAGGUUUUGUGAAGGGAGUCACUUUUCAGCAUUCAGUCAUGUAUAACGUUCGUAAUCCUAUUAUCAUCGAUCAGAAUUAUUGCCCUAGCAAGAUUAAUUGCCCAAAUCAGCAUUCGGGCAUUAAGAUCAGCGAUGUAUCAUUCAGCAACAUCAAAGGCUCAUCAGCGUCAAAAGUAGCAAUGACAUUUGAUUGUAGCAAGAAAAAUCCAUGCACUGGAAUUGGAUUAAAGAACAUAAAGCUGACGUAUGGAAAAAUAAAGGCAGAAUCUUUUUGUAGAAAUGCAGGGGGGAGGAGUUCCGGCUCUGUAAUCCCACCAAGCUGCCUCUAAACUAUGUACAUUCUACUAAGUUCUGAGGAUAUUUAUGUAUGAUGUAAAAUGUGAUGGCUUAAUACUCCCAAAGAAUGAUAUUUUAAGGAUUUCUUUGGUUAUUAAGCUGGUUGUUCUCCAUUUUCGCUUAU
Messenger RNA from Asparagus officinalis (garden asparagus), 1276 nucleotides. RefSeq names its product polygalacturonase-like. Lineage: Eukaryota; Viridiplantae; Streptophyta; Magnoliopsida; Asparagales; Asparagaceae. The record is from RefSeq and is a predicted model, not a curated record. Gene Ontology annotation, biological process: carbohydrate metabolic process. The transcript has 4 exons. Gene Ontology annotation, molecular function: polygalacturonase activity. Bases 48 to 1145 code for a protein of 365 amino acids.